Messenger RNA from Uranotaenia lowii, 1841 nucleotides. RefSeq names its product nudC domain-containing protein 1. NCBI's taxonomy places the organism in Eukaryota, Metazoa, Arthropoda, Insecta, Diptera, Culicidae. The transcript has a single exon. The coding region runs from base 92 to 1801 and encodes 569 amino acids. The record is from RefSeq and is a predicted model, not a curated record.
UCGCAAACCAAUGCGGCGUUCGCAAUUCUUUUUCAAACAAUUUUGUAAUUUUUUGUAAUUUUGCCAUUUAAGUCAAAUUCCCGUAUACAAAAUGAAAGUAAUCGAACUACGUCCGGAUCGCUCGCUGUUGCGGUCCAAUUUUGACGGGUACAAACUUUCGCUGGAACCGGUACCGUUGCUGCGGCAGGAACUGUCGGACCAAUGCUGUCCGGAUCGAGUGAAGCCAACCGGGGACGAUAACUACUCUUGUUUGCACGCGCAACUGUUCGGGCUGCAGAACCACCUGGUACGGGAUCCCUGGACCUCGGGGAGUUGUUACUACGUGGAUCGAAGUUGCACCGUUCGGCGGGUGCAGUACUGUGACGACGAAGGCCGCCUGAAGCCGGUAAGUUCGGUUUUUAAAAUUGUUAGAAAGCGGGAACGAGUCGAUGGGGAUUAUAACUGUUCGUUGGUGUUUAUUUCGGAGCGACUGGCUUUGGUAGGGGAUGGUCAGAGUGGAUUGCGGAUAGUUGAAACUGGGGACCGGAAGCGAGGGGAUGAAUGGAAGGGGAAGUUUGGGUACGAGUGUGAGGAGCUGCCUGAAGGUGGUAUGAUCCUGUUGGAUGGUCGCUUUGAGGUUGUGGUCGGUGGUGAGCGACAGAUUCAUGCGGUUUGUGCUUCUAUCAGGCGGGAUGAGAGCUGUUUUAGGACGGUUCUGAGGUGGUUCAAGAUUGUGCAAUCAGAUGCUUCCAACGAGUGGAAGUAUCAUUCCUUAAGGGUUCUGGAAGGCAGAGGAUUUCCUUGGUAUUGCAGCUUAGAAGUCAAAAGCACCGGUUUGGUGAUGAUCAGCGAUAAACCCUUUAGUUUUGUGUCGGAUUCUGAGACCCCUUUCGAGCGUAAGGAAGCAGAACAAAACGGAACUAAACCGCAGGAGAAUGAAACUACUGAGACAAUCCUAUUUACUUGGUCGCAAACCGUAGGAGAUUUGACUAUCAAAAUUCCCAAAGAGGAAGGGUUUAGCUACCGGAUAACGAACGACAAUAUGAUUCUAAAAGUCGUAAGAAAUGAGACGGUGGUUUUGGAUGGAGAAUCUUUCUACGCAAAAGUCGAUCCAGAAUUGACCUCUUGGACGAAUGAAACUAACGAGCUCCAGAUAACGCUUUUUAAAGCUAACAACUCGUUUUGGCCGUUUCUUUUUCCCGGUAGUCCCGAAGAGUCAGACCCACAACGAACAGAACAGGACGAAGAACAACUUCCGGUAUCGAACAUUACCUCUCAGUUGGAGGAUUGCGAUUUUGGGAUUGGCGGGGAGGAGAAAGAAUACGUUUUGGAACGGCUAGAUCUAGCGACUCAUGAAGCCACCCACAAAGCACUCCUAGGCAGUAACGCCCCUUUAUUCAAUGUCACAUUGCGUUCCGGAUUUCCGGCUGCGGUCGCUCUCAGAAACGACGUCGAUGCGUGCGUUUGGCUGCAGCAACCUGGAGCCACCGAUUGGUCUUUACGGCACGAAGGAACCCUCCAUGCUUUCGGAUACGUCCAGGCCUCAAAGCAGCAGCGAAAAUUUCUAGCAUGUGCACCGGAUAUGUCCUACGGCAUAAUUUGUGAACCGGAACGUCACGUUUUUAUCUACAAAUCGAGCUACGGGAUUGGUGCCAGUGGCUUGCGCAAUCGAUCCGGACCCCAAGUCACCAUCGGCCAGCAGAAACUGAUCACCCUGCCCGAAGGAACCGGCGAAAUUCUCGGAACGUCAAUCGAAAACGAAUACACAAUCCUGCUAACGGAAAGUCACGUGUUGUUGCUCCAGUUGUGCAUCGAAGAGUAACAUAGCUAAUAAAACGAAAAACACUUUAUUUCAUAAAUUA